AUGAACUUUGACAGUAGUGUGUUGAAAAUGAGGGUUACGAGGACUUUAUUUCGUUUUAUUCCAGAACUAUGAUUGACGAGAAUUUAAGUUUAAGGGACGAGCUACAAUGUCGAAGAAACGAGUGGCUUAUUUUUACGACGAGGACGUUGGAAACUUCCAUUACGGCCUUAAUCAUCCGAUGAAACCCCACAGACUCACAUUAACACACAACCUUGUGUUUAACUAUGAUCUUCACAAAAAAAUGGAGGUGUAUAAGCCUUACAGGGCGACAUACCAUGACAUGUGCAGAUUUCAUUCUAGUGAUUAUAUACAGUUUCUGAGAAGGGUAACACCACAAAACACAAUAGGACAAAACAAAGUGGUGAAUAAUUUUAAUGUUGGAGAAGACUGUCCUGUGUUUUCUGGCCUGUUUGACUUCUGUUCAAUUUACACGGGUGCAUCACUGGAGGGGGCUGUGAGGCUUAAUCAAGGGGUAUGUGACAUUGCCGUCAACUGGGCAGGAGGGCUGCACCAUGCAAAGAAAUGUGAGGCUUCAGGAUUCUGUUAUGUCAAUGACAUUGUAGUUGCAAUACUGGAACUUUUAAAAUAUCAUUCCCGUGUGUUGUACAUUGAUAUUGACAUUCACCAUGGUGAUGGAGUUCAGGAAGCAUUUUACUUGACUGAUCGUGUUAUGACGCUAUCCUUUCACAAGUUUGGCAAUCAGUUCUUCCCAGGAACAGGGGACAUGUUUGAAUUAGGAGUUGAGAAUGGAAGAUUUUAUUCACUAAAUGUUCCCUUGAGGGAUGGAAUAGAUGACCAAGGUUAUGCUAACCUUUUCAAGCCUAUCAUGCAGACUGUAGUGAAUCAUUAUCAACCCAGUUGUAUUGUUUUACAGUGUGGAGCUGACUCACUUGGCUGUGACAGGCUUGGGUGUUUUAACCUCAGUAUCAAAGGACACGGUGAGUGCGUACAAUACGCGAAGACCUUCAACCUUCCCAUGCUAGUUCUUGGUGGAGGAGGAUACACCAUAAAGAAUGUUGCACGUUGCUGGGCUUACGAAACAUCUCUGUUAGUGGAUCAGGAAAUCUCAAGUGAAAUUCCCUAUAACGAUUACUUGGAGUAUUUCGCUCCAGACUUCUCGCUGUACCCAGACAUCGCGGCCAGAAUAGAGAAUCAGAACACAAAACAGUACUUGGACAAUAUCAAGCACACUGUUAUCGAAAACAUCAAAUGCCUAACAGGCGCCCCCAGUGUACAGAUGCAAGAGGUCCCCCCGGAUUUCAUGUGCUUGGAGGCCAUGGAAGAUCAGGAAGACCCUGACGCCAGACAGGAUGAGGACUCAAGAUUUGAGGGGGAGUUCUAUGACGGUGAACAUGACGUGGAUAAAGAAGACGCGUACGUAGAGGUGUUAAGAGAACAUUGAAGUAAGGGAAAUGUUGGCUAGGGGGACGAAAAGCUGGCAUGAGACAUGGAACCUGCUGAGUACUGAGCCAGAAGGAAAACGAACCCAAGCAAGGAAACAAAUAAAUAAACAAACAAACAAACAAAACAACGUCAGAGAAGAGCUGCUAUGUUUUUUGGAAGCAAAACAACAUUUGCCUAAAUCCAAGUGCCGCUGUAUAUAUGUACUUCAUGAACGCCUCGUCAGGUGUCCCUGAUAAGCAAAAUCUCUUAAGCUCGAUAAGAGAGCUGCAGUCCUUGUACAAAGACUCCUUUCGUAUUUACGUGUAAAUUUUUAAUUUAACUGUAAACCUUGCAAUGUAAUCCGCGAAGGCCAGUAGAAUUUGUAACAUGUAAAUAAAGUGAUGGUUCUUGGAGAGAAGUUCUUGUUUUUAACCUUGUCAUCUGGGUUGUCACACAAUCCUUAUUUGUAGCGUAGAAGAUCACGCAACCCUAAUGAGCGUGACUGUAUUAUUAAAGCAUCCUUUGUAUGGAUCACCUGGUUUAAUAAAACAAGGAUGAUUGUUAAAAUUGA
Orbicella faveolata is the source of this 1954-nucleotide messenger RNA. RefSeq names its product histone deacetylase 3-like. Lineage: Eukaryota; Metazoa; Cnidaria; Anthozoa; Scleractinia; Merulinidae. Gene Ontology annotation, biological process: epigenetic regulation of gene expression. The record is from RefSeq and is a predicted model, not a curated record. Gene Ontology annotation, molecular function: histone deacetylase activity.